Messenger RNA from Aspergillus versicolor CBS 583.65, 1251 nucleotides. RefSeq names its product putative transcription factor RfeG. The transcript is spliced from 3 exons. The coding region runs from base 268 to 1080 and encodes 270 amino acids. The record is from RefSeq and is a predicted model, not a curated record. Lineage: Eukaryota; Fungi; Ascomycota; Eurotiomycetes; Eurotiales; Aspergillaceae.
CCCAGAAGCUCCAGCUGGCACUCACUCUCUCACGCCUUGGUCCCGCUUGGAAACCUGUCAAAUCAAAAGCAGAUUUGCUCUAUUUACCAGCCUUGGAUAUCCAUCCUCAUAAUAAUUCUUGCCUUGUUGAAGAACAGCCUGAGAUUGAUACAGUUCGCCACCAUAUUUACCUGGACUUCCCGGACUCUCUCUUCCCUGGACCCCCUCUGGACAUCUGGACCCUCUUACUUUGUUUAAAUAAACACCGGAUACACUUCCCUGGACACAAUGACUAGCCGUCAAAAUGAGUACUUCAUUCCCGGAGAUGGAAUUAGCCGAGAGGUAAUCCAGGCCGAUAUCUGCCGUUACCUUGGAAAUGAUGCAUUAGUAAGACCUGGAAACCAUAAUGGUCGUGGAGGAUUUUUUAUUCGGGCUUACCGAAAUCUCACAUCAGAAAUGAUUGCUGAUCUCAAAGCCGAUUCGGCUCGAUGGGAGGCAGAUGUGAGAAGUCGGGCUGACCAAGGCUACCCUCGAGGUAGUUACAUCCAGGACUACAACUACCCCCAAACCAGCCGGGCCACUCCAAACUAUCCAACUUCUAUGGGAAGUAUGCACUCUGAAAUGCCCCAGGGUCAGCGUCCUUCUCCCCCCACAACCUACGCUGCGGCCCCGCAGCAGUACGCAGAGCAAUAUCACCAGGGUGGCUACCCUUCAACUUCAAGUCCGCCAUACUCAAACGCUCCCUCAUAUCCUUCAAACCAUUCAGGCUUUGCGGCCGGCCAGCCGUACCCUCCCCAACAUAUCCCCUACAGUACUCCAAGCCAACCGUCAGUGACUUCUGAACUCCACCCUUCUUAUACUUACGCCAGCUCUGGCUAUGGCUUCGAGAACGGGAGAAACAAUGCCCCAAGAUACCCUGGCCCUGGAUAUGAUACCGAAUCUGAUUAUUCUCCCGUUACCACCGGAAUUCCUUAUCCUGCUACUACUGCCCCUGACCCACGGAUAGGAAUGGAACCCAGAUACACUCCGGACUCUGGAUAUCCUGACCGAAGUAGGCCGCAACCAGCAAGAGAAAGAGAGGCUCCCCGCCGGACACGGUGAUGAUGCAUCAUUUCAAAGCCCCUUGCGAGCAGCAGGCAUUCGGCUAGUACCAAUGCUUGUGUUUCCUGAACGGAAAAUGCCGCGGGAUUAAUGAAUUUUACGCCACGAAUUUUCUUUGCCGCUCAUACCCUGGAGCCUUUAUGGAUCUCUUUCCUUUUCUGCCUACAGGAA